GCUGGUUGUCUAUGGGCCGUCUUUUGGUUUAUUUUUGUGUCAGAUGACCCUCGUACCCAUCGUCGAAUCAGCAAAAUGGAGAGAGAUUACAUCAUAAACUCUCUUGGACCUCAGGGCACAGGUCAUGGCUGGUCCAUGCCGGUGCUGUCUAUGAUGCUGUCUGUCCCUCUGUGGGCCAUCAUCAUCGCGCAGAUGUGUUCAGGCUGGGGCUACUACACCCUGCUCACCUCUCUGCCCACAUACAUGGACAACAUCCUGCACUUUGACCUCAAGUCGAACGGCUUCCUGUCCGCCCUGCCGUACCUCGGUGGCUGGUUAAUCUCCAUACUGUCGGGAUUUGUGGCUGACAACCUCAUUGAGAGGAGGGUGUUCAGUGUCACUGUCGUACGCAAGCUCUUCACCCUCAUAGGCGAGUGAACUACAUCCUCGGAUCCUCUUACAUACGUGUGCAU
This is a messenger RNA of Monopterus albus (swamp eel), 452 nucleotides long. Its product is annotated as sialin-like. The coding region runs from base 76 to 417 and encodes 113 amino acids. Gene Ontology annotation, molecular function: transmembrane transporter activity. The transcript is spliced from 3 exons. Gene Ontology annotation, biological process: monoatomic anion transport. Gene Ontology annotation, cellular component: apical plasma membrane. The record is from RefSeq and is a predicted model, not a curated record. Lineage: Eukaryota; Metazoa; Chordata; Actinopteri; Synbranchiformes; Synbranchidae.